Molecule: messenger RNA, 858 nt
Organism: Equus quagga
Lineage: Eukaryota; Metazoa; Chordata; Mammalia; Perissodactyla; Equidae
Product: polyadenylate-binding protein 1-like 2
Exons: 1
Coding region: 106-708 (200 amino acids)
Cellular component (GO): nucleus; ribonucleoprotein complex; cytoplasmic stress granule
Molecular function (GO): poly(A) binding; poly(U) RNA binding; mRNA 3'-UTR binding
Source: RefSeq, a predicted model, not a curated record
GUGGCAGCGGCGGCGGCGGCGGCAGCGGCAGCGGCGGCAGCGGCUGUCGCCGCGGAUGCAGAUGCAGAUGCGAGUGUGGGCUCCGAGAGGAACCCGGACUUUCCUAUGGCCUCGCUGUACGUGGGCGACCUGCACCCUGAGGUGACAGAGGCAAUGCUGUACGAGAAGUUCAGCCCGGCCGGGCCCAUCCUCUCCAUCCGCAUUUGCAGGGACAAGAUCACCCGCCGUUCCUUGGGCUACGCGUAUGUCAACUACCAGCAACCGGUGGACGCCAAGCGGGCCCUGGAGACCCUGAACUUUGAUGUCAUCAAGGGCAGGCCGGUGCGCAUCAUGUGGUCCCAGCGGGACCCCUCGCUCCGCAAGAGCGGGGUGGGCAACGUCUUCAUCAAGAACCUGGGCAAGACCAUCGACAACAAGGCGCUGUACAACAUCUUCUCGGCGUUCGGCAACAUCCUCUCCUGCAAAGUGGCCUGCGACGAAAAGGGGCCCAAGGGCUACGGGUUCGUGCACUUCCAGAAGCAGGAGUCUGCGGAGCGGGCCAUCGAUGCGAUGAAUGGCAUGUUCCUGAACUACCGCAAAAUUUUCGUGGGAAGAUUCAAGUCGCAUAAAGAACGAGAGGCCGAAAGGGGAGCCUGGGCCAGGCAGUCCACUAGUGCUGACGUCAAGGAUUUCGAGGAAGACACCGAUGAGGAGGCUACCUUUCGAUGAAGACAUCCCAGGAGUGAGCCAGCCAGCAGAGCCAAACCUUGGCUCCCACCCGGUUUACAGCCCCACCUUUACCCCCCAACCCACCAGCAGUGUAUUGUAUUGGGAGCGCAGGUCUCUCGCUCUCAAGCUCUCCCUCCCUUCUUCUCUCUC